Messenger RNA from Phaeodactylum tricornutum CCAP 1055/1, 1017 nucleotides. RefSeq lists its product with no specific name. NCBI's taxonomy places the organism in Eukaryota, Bacillariophyta, Bacillariophyceae, Surirellales, Neidiaceae. Bases 335 to 892 code for a protein of 185 amino acids. The transcript has a single exon. The record is from RefSeq and is a predicted model, not a curated record.
CAAUUUCGGUCAGAAAUCUUGUGGAAAACGCAUGAGCUUGUUCCAUGAGCUUGUGUUCUCGAUGACUAACAUAAGCUGGGAGGGUGAGUGUCUUUUCCCCGUAAUCUCCCACAUAAGUGCAGAAAUAAACCCGGAAACCCAUUCCGAAGGUAAUCUGGAUCGACGAGAGGCUGACUGUGCCUGUUGCGAAAAAGAGAAAUCCACCCUCGUCGAUCACGUCCAAAGAGGCUGGUCACUGUAUCGUCGAUGAUCCUAGGCUACCGAACCAAGCGGCAGAGACAGUGGGCUUAAACCGAAAUUGCGCUGGACUUGGACGCAAUCAGCCAAUUCUUUCAUGGUUUGGGGUGCUUCGUUUGGGCGUCUCGCUCGGCAGGGGAUUCCGCGGCGGGGGCUUGUCGUUGGCGUCGGUGCGAGUGUAACCGCCGCAUCAUCGUGGUUGAUUUCGGGAACGCCGGUGCGAUUGGAAGAGGCAGCGACUACAUCAAUAGCAGUCGCGAAUCCGGAUGCGUGCGACUUUGACGUCUACUUGGAGACUCCCACGGCGGACGAUCUCCCAACUCUGUUACGCGAGUUUCAGGCGGGUAAGGAGGUGUGGCCGUGGAUUUGGACGCAACCCAACGUGGAUGGACCCCACGACGUCUACGUGCUUCCGGAGCACGCAAUGGAUGAAUCAUCCUCCCUGACAGCGAUCCAGACUUUUCGAAUAAACAAUCCCGGCCGGAAUGUUAUGCUGGUAAUCCCGGAUCCCGCUGUCUUGGAUUCCGUUCCCAAAGAACUCUUGGAUCAUUGUGGUGUGGUUCAGUCCAAUAUUGCUUUGUUGAAUCACCGACAUAAAAUCCUCAUGCUGGAGGAUGAACGUGUGGUUUGUUUUGAUCGUCUCACGAUACUGUAAUACAGCGAAAUCAAUUUCACAGUCUGCUUCGGUUGGGAAGACUUGAUCGUUUGAUUCUAUUUCUUCAUGUUUCCAAGGAUGAGUACAUAUACAUAAGAAUCACCACCCAUAAAACCUGUUACAAC